AUGAAAUUAUUAUUAUUAUUACUAAUUUUAAUUGGUAUAAUUUCAUAUACAUCAUCUUGUGAUUCAAAUGGGUCAUGUGGUAAUUCACCAUUUACAUUAUGUAAAAAUAAUGCAACAUUAUUAGAGAAUGGUGGACAAAGAAUUGAUAUAGAUAAAGAGAAUGGUAGAAUUUUAUUUACAAUUAAAUAUAGUGAUGAAUUUGAACCAAGAGUAGUUUCAGUACCAAUUCAACCCCAGGUAAAUGAAAAUGGUAAUUAUUUAAAAUCACAAAAUACAUUAUUUGGUCAAACAACAUAUACAAAAGUUAUUGGUUUAUUACAAUUGGUUGAUUCGAAAUCACAAAAUAUUGUUAUCGAUAUUGAAAGACGUAUAGCAGGUCCAACAAGUAAUAUAUUCUUUACAAAUAAUACAAUUGGAAAUGAAUUAACAUGGAAUCAAAUUGGUAAUUUCAUUUUCAAACAAUCUACAAAUACUCAAUACACAUGUUGGCCAUAUGCAAAUAAAAUAUUUAAAGGUGAAAUUGGUAAAUAUAAUGAUUUAGGUGAAACUUUAUAUAAUGGUCCAUGUUUUGAAAUGAAAUCAAAUGGCAUUAACACCGCCACCACCAGUGGUAAUGAUGACGGUAGUGAUUUAUAUAUUUAUGAUGGUACAAAUGUAAUUUAUAAAGGUAGCUUAAGUCCAAAAAGUAAUGGUGGAUAUAUUCGUGAUUUACCAAUGGUGUAUAAUGAAAGUAAAGCAUAUACAAUUAAAGAAUUUGACGUUUCAACAAGUGAUUUAUAUUAUUCAAAUCAAUUUGAUAAAAAAUUAUAUUCAAUUUCAUUAUCAAAUACAUUUGGACCAAAGAAAACUAUUUUAUCAGAUUUACCAACUUCUUUUAAAUAUUAUAAUGAUUUCAUUUAUUAUUCAUUAAAUGGUAAAAUUUCAAGAAUUAAUGUUAAUACAGGUUUAAAUGAAAUUUUAUUUGAUUCAAAUUUAAAUAAAAGUCAUUGUAUUUGUGCUCAAGGUUUUACGGGUGAUUCAUGUGAUCAUUGUGAUCAAUCAAAUAAUUUAAUAUCUUGGGUAAAUGGUAUUCCAAGAUGUAUACCAUUAACAAAUGAUGGUAAUCCAAUUACAUGUGAUUAUAAUUAUCAAUGUAAAUCUGGUAUUUGUCGUGAAGUUCCAAUUAGUGGUGGUGUUAAAGGUUGUUAA
Dictyostelium discoideum AX4 is the source of this 1188-nucleotide messenger RNA. RefSeq lists its product as hypothetical. The transcript has a single exon. The coding region runs from base 1 to 1188 and encodes 395 amino acids. The record is from RefSeq and is a predicted model, not a curated record. Lineage: Eukaryota; Evosea; Eumycetozoa; Dictyosteliales; Dictyosteliaceae.